AUGAAACCAUCAAUCACCUUACUGUCGUCAAUCCUUGCUGUCUGUUCAGUUACUACAGCUAGUCCAGUUGAUCCCAGUUCGACCAUGAGUGCUAAAGCUAGCACUUUGACAGUUCCUCCCAGUGCAACUGCAAGUACCGAGUCUAGCAUUUUGACAUUUACUGAUGUAAACUUGGAUUUAGAAUUGGUUGAUUGUGGUACACUUUCAAAGAAAUCCAAGAAGUUGAUCAAAAAUUACGCAACAACGAAACGUGGUGUCAAAACAACAAGGGAAAUGUGCAAAUCGAUAUCAGAAUCGAUUUCUGUCGAGAAAAAGUUGAAAAAACAGCUGGUUAAACGUGUCGAUUCUCUAAAAGAUGGAGAUUUGGCAGGGGAUAAUGGUUUAAACUAUGCUGAAACUGUCGCUAAGCUUCAAGAAACACGUAAAAAUCUUUUAGAUCUCAAACAACAGGAGCGAAAAUGCGAUAAAGAAUUUUCCGAUUGGCGCAAGAAUAUGCGUCUGGCCGAAAAAGGACUCGAGAAAUACUUUAUUUGGGAUUCUGAAAUUUCUUGCUUGAUCAGUUUAUACACGAUGUACAUUGAAGAAGAUCCCAUUACUAUGGACUGCUUCAAUAAAUUCUACACUGGCAUGCAGAGUUCAUUAUCAGAAUCCGACCAUGUUUUUACUAGUGAAAUACACGAUUCAUCACAACAAAGUCCUGAUGAUCAGCCUACAUAUGAGGAAACGUCUAUAGCUCAUCACACUCAAACACCCUCUAGUACUCCAUCUAAAUUACAGAAAGUCUGUUCCAGAAUCAAAAGUAGUAUCGGAUCACGCUGGAGUCAACACACAGAUGAUGAUCGCGAACCAUUAGUUUGA
Batrachochytrium dendrobatidis JAM81 is the source of this 858-nucleotide messenger RNA. RefSeq lists its product as uncharacterized. The transcript has a single exon. NCBI's taxonomy places the organism in Eukaryota, Fungi, Chytridiomycota, Chytridiomycetes, Rhizophydiales. The record is from RefSeq and is a predicted model, not a curated record. Bases 1 to 858 code for a protein of 285 amino acids.